AUUCGACUUUCAUUCACUACUUCUGGUGCCAUAAAAAUAACUUGCAGUUAUGGCAGCAACAUUGACUCUGUCAACAACCAUGGUUGCGACUGAAGAAAACACUGAUGUACAGGCUAUAACUGUUUUUCAAGAGAAAGAUGACUUUCAGGAUGGCGUGAAUCAACUGCUUCGACCUACCGAGUUCUGCACUCAUAGUGUGAGGUUGUCCAAGAUACGCAAAGAUGGGGAGCAUCGUGUGAGGAUUGUUGGAGUGAUAGUUAACAACAAGGGUGGUCAUGAGGCCUGUCUCAUGGUUUUCAAAAGACGGCACGGUGACAGUUUAAUUAUCGAGGACAUUUUACCCAUAUAUUCUGAUUUUCGUUUGACAAUGACACAAAGUACACCAGUCAAUUUAAACAGUCCUGGAUCAAUAGAGCAAUCUAAAGGAGGGUUUGUACUAAAAGUAUCAUCCAACAAAUCAAACGAAGUACGAUUUGAAUGUGCAGACGUACAGCAUCUGCACGGUCUUCUUGUUGAAAUCAAAACAGCCAUGGCAAAAGCAGGCAAGAGAUGUUUGCUUGAGGCUAUGGGGUAUUUAUCUUCUGGAAAGACUCAUGCAUGGAAGCGGUAUUAUGAACAAAUGCGACAGGAUACUUUACAAAGUGCAGAUGGAGCGCUUGGAGUCCGGCCAUCUUCAGCUUAUCGAAUCAAUUCCUCUGUUUCAAAUCCAUUUAUUAGUCAUGAGAGCAACGUUUCUGCAAAUAUACUAAAGUCGAUCAAAGACAGCUGGGCAGCCCAAGAACUUAGAAAGCGCGAAAUGCAAUUUUCAGAUUAUUCCAAACUCAAACUAUGUGUUGGAUCCUGGAACGUUAAUGGUCGUCUGGCAAGUGAGUCGCUGGUGCCAUGGCUUGGAUCAAAAGAGGCCGAGGAUCCAGAUAUGUACAUAUUGGGGUUUCAAGAAGUUGAUCUCAGUACCGAAGUUUAUAUUAUUGGUAACAAUAAUAUGAAAGAAGAGGAGUGGAGCACUGCAAUUGAAGCAGCAUUAGUUGCUUCACGCACAGACAAGUACAUUAAAAUUGCUUCGAAACAGCUAAUUGGUAUGCUCAUGAUUGUAUACAUUCGACGUUCCCUCUAUCCGUUUUUGCAUGACGUGUCUACUGAGUCUGUUGGAACUGGUAUUCUGGGAAUGAUGGGAAACAAGGGUGCAGUGGGGAUUCGAUUGAAACUUUUUGAUUCAUACCUCUGUUUUGUAAAUGCACAUCUUGCCGCGGAUACCAGCAUGGUAGACCGACGAAACCAAGACUAUCAGGAGAUAUGUCGUCGUCUAUCAUUUCCAUUACAGUCACAUUUCAAAAAUUAUAUUGCAUAUGCACAAGCCAAUGCAUGGGUUUGUAAUUCAAUGGACGCUGCCCCUUCAUUAAGCGGAUUUCCUACAGGAGGUGGAGCUACCAUGUCCAAUGACAAUCUAUUUAAUUUAAAUCGUGUUUUAUUGUCAGCAUUCGAUGCAGACCAUCUAAUUUGGGUAGGAGAUUUAAAUUAUCGUGUACCCAUAUCUGAUGCCGAGGCAAAAGCAAUGAUCGAAAGCAAUCGUCUUGAAGAACUUCUCAAUUUUGAUCAGCUGGGAAUUGAACAGGCUGCUAGUAGGUGCUUUAACGGCUUUAAUGAAGGCCAGAUUUGUUUCCCACCGACAUACAAGUAUGACGUGGGCACGUCUAGAUAUGACACUAGUGAAAAAAAACGAUCGCCUUCGUGGUGUGACAGAAUAUUGUGGUUUAAAAACCCUUUAAAAGUUGACGAUCCAGAAUGGCUUACCAUUACCAGCUAUGACUCUGUGCAGCAACUAAGCAUGAGCGAUCAUAAACCUGUUCGAGCUCACUUUGUGGCAAAGAUCAGAAAGCUGAACAAUGAGAAACUCUGCGAGUCCCAAGAUGAAAUUACACGCGGUAUGGAUAAGUUUGAAAAUGAGGCCCAGCCAGAUUUGGUGCCAGACUCAAACCAGGUUCAAUUUGGCAAUGUACGGUUUAUGGUUCCUACAACUAGAACAAUCGAAGUGGAAAACAAAGGCCAGGUAAUUGCACAAUAUCGAUUUAUAUCUCCUGCAUCCGAUGAUCGUAUCUGUAAGCCAUGGUGCUAUGUUAGUCCAUCUACAGGCACAUUGAUUCCAGGAGGAAAGAUAUAUAUAGACAUUACAAUUUUGGUUGACAAGUCAACUUCCCCUAAACUAAAUGCCGGAAGAGAUCACUUGGAGGAUAUUUUGAUUCUUCAUACAGAGAAUGGAAAAGACCAUUUUAUCACAAUUUCUGGAAAAUGGCUACCAUCAUCGUUUGGAAAUCCUCUUGGUGUCUUGUGCAGACUUGCUCGUCCUAUACGUAGCUGCACCUUGACCGAGCUCUGUGCUUUGUAUGAAGAGGUGGAGAAGGCCAAGUCAAGUCAGGGUGGAAAAUCCAACAUCACUGGUAGUACAGGGAAUAUUGUUGACACUGCGAAUUUGGCUGAAGCUAAUGACGAAGUUCAAACUAAUUACGACUCUCCAAGUCCCAUUCCGCCUGCGCAAGUAGGAGAUCGACUGAGUUUUCCUCGAGAACUUUGGCGUAUUAUUGACUUUAUCUACAAGUUUGGAAUGGAUGUGGACAAUUUAUUUCUUUCCACUGGUGAUUCUGCCGUUACCGAGUAUUUAAGAGAAUGCUUGGAUACUGGGGUAGAGUUUGAUCUUUCUGUUUUGCUGAGUGACGAGAUUCCCGAAAAUGAAGUCGAUACCCCAUGCGAAUCGCCUAGUGGACAAUCAUCGCCAAUUCCCACUGACCAGUUGCAACAGCAAACUCAAUCUCUGACUAAUACUAUUGUUUCUGAUCAGUCUAUCAAUAUUGAAGAGCUAUUAUCAAAUCUAUCAAAGUCGAAUACUGCGUCUAUGCCAUAUGUCAAAUUACCUCGCCCACGUGGUCGAGCUGUAUCGGUUCACUCUGCAGCAGAAACACUCUUGAGACUACUUGAAGCACUACCAGAGCCUAUUAUUCCCACAUUUCUUCAUCGUCGCUGUGUAUUAGAAGGGUAUCUUACGUUUGCCGCGGCUCGGCAGAUUAUCCAGUUUUUACCAAAGGAUCACUAUAGUGCUUUUAUGUAUACCACAUGUUUUUUAAGAGAGGUUCUGGCCAACUAUCGCGGCCGUGGAGGGUUAGACGAGGAAAAGUUAGCGCGACUGUUUGCUCCUAUUCUGCUACAGAUUAUGAAUCUAGACGACAAUCCGAAAAAUGGCUUUUCUGCUAUUGGUGUUGGAUCAACCAUUGGCACUACAAACAAUGCUGGUGCAAGUACUAGUGCACUACCUCAUGUAACGGGUAAAGGAGGCGGUACUUUUUCGCCCAAUGCCAGCUCUGUAGCAGUUGGUUUAUCACCGCCCAAGUCAACGUCUUCGUAUCUUAGCAGUGUACUUUUUGGAGCAAUAGGUGGACAAUGGAACAGCCACUCUCAGCAGCAAUCGCAACAGUCGACUCAACAAAAAGUGAAUGCGGCAAUGAUUGGUCCCCCUAUCCCUCCUGAAGCUACUUCUGCUGAGUUUAGAUUCUUUCCACACUGGUUCUACCGUCCAAAUGCACCAUUUUUAAAUGGAAGUCUCCCAGAAGGCAUGAAGGAUCCUUGGGCUCGUCGUGAAGCCUGGCGUUCUCAUCCUUUCUUUUCCUUGAAGAGUCGCAUAGGACUUAUGAUUCCUGGACUCACUGCCGGACUGGCCAGUCUUGGCCUAUACAUUCUCUACGACCAGUGGUAUACUACUAAAGGCCCAGGAGCUGCAGAAGCACAGUAUUGGAAAGACUGGAUGGUGGAGAGAGAGAAACGGCUUCACAGCGAAGGCCAGUCGCAUUCAACAGAGGCACAUUGA
This is a messenger RNA of Batrachochytrium dendrobatidis JAM81, 3853 nucleotides long. RefSeq lists its product as uncharacterized. NCBI's taxonomy places the organism in Eukaryota, Fungi, Chytridiomycota, Chytridiomycetes, Rhizophydiales. Gene Ontology annotation, molecular function: phosphatidylinositol-4,5-bisphosphate 5-phosphatase activity. Gene Ontology annotation, biological process: phosphatidylinositol dephosphorylation; electron transport chain; signal transduction. The transcript has 19 exons. The record is from RefSeq and is a predicted model, not a curated record. Gene Ontology annotation, cellular component: mitochondrion. Bases 50 to 3853 code for a protein of 1267 amino acids.